AUGUACGACGGGCUCGCAAAUCUCUGCACGUCGCUGCCAACCGACGGAUCGGUCCGGGCCAUCGUUCUUUCCGGAAACGGCGGAAAGGCGUUCGCGGCCGGCACUGAUAUGAGCCAGUUCCGCGAUUUCAAGACUGCGCAGGACGCGCUGGACUACGAAGCCCGGAUCGCACAGGUGCUGGACGACCUGGAACGUUGUCCGGUACCAACGAUCGCAGCGAUCAAUGGCGCGUGCACGGGCGGCGGGGCCGCGAUCGCGGCGGCGUGUGAUCUGCGUAUCACCUCUCCCAGCCUCAAGUUCGGGUUUCCUAUCGCACGUACCUUGGGAAACUGCCUUGCCAGCGAUAACCUUGCCCGCCUGUCGGAUCUGAUGGGAGCAGGCCGCGUCCGCGAAAUCAUAUUCACUGCGCGGCUGAUCCUGGCUGAAGAAGCUCGGGCGAUCGGCCUGGUGAGUGAGGUUCUGCCGGAUGAGGAGGCACUUAUGGCGCGUGCCAAGGAACUAGCGCAGUUGGUCGGCACCAUGGCGCCCCUGACCUUGCGCUCCACAAAAGAGGCCAUGCGUCGCCGGCGAGCCGCGAUUGCAGUUGAAGACGACGACCUGAUCGCGAUGUGUUACACCAGCGAUGAUUUCCACAUCGGUAUCGAUGCAUUUCUGAGCAAAUCCAAACCGGAUUGGACCGGAAAAUGA
Molecule: messenger RNA, 687 nt
Organism: Effrenium voratum
Lineage: Eukaryota; Dinophyceae; Suessiales; Symbiodiniaceae
Source: the annotation of a GenBank genome assembly